Nelumbo nucifera (sacred lotus) is the source of this 471-nucleotide messenger RNA. Lineage: Eukaryota; Viridiplantae; Streptophyta; Magnoliopsida; Proteales; Nelumbonaceae. The record is from RefSeq and is a predicted model, not a curated record.
AUGGCUGUCAGAAAGUUGGCUCUCCUGUUAGUAAUCGUCGCAUGGGUCAUGGGGACUACUGCUACUGUGGCAGCACGAGAGCUGCCACUGACAUGGGGUCAUGACCUUGCAGCACGGCUUGAGAGUGAGGGAGGGGGCUUGGUGGAAUGUGGGAAUGCGCUUCUGGAGCUUCGAGCAUGCACCAAUGAGAUUAUUCUUUUCUUCCUCGAGGGUGAGACUUAUCUGGGCCUUGAUUGCUGCCGAGCCAUUCGAAUCAUCACUCGACAGUGCUGGCCAUCUAUGUUUACUUCUAUCGGCUUUACAGCUGAGCAAGGCGACAUACUCCGAGGCUACUGUGAUGCAUCAAUGGGAACUCUGGCAUCUCCACCUCCUCCAUACAUUGGGCCAGUUCCACCCGUUGAACCACCAGUGCUGUCUCCCACUCAGACACCUUUGAGCCCAACACCAGCCGGUGUGAUGGUUGUGGGUUAG